This is a messenger RNA of Medicago truncatula (barrel medic), 259 nucleotides long. RefSeq lists its product as uncharacterized. The record is from RefSeq and is a predicted model, not a curated record. The transcript is spliced from 2 exons. The coding region runs from base 92 to 259 and encodes 55 amino acids. Lineage: Eukaryota; Viridiplantae; Streptophyta; Magnoliopsida; Fabales; Fabaceae.
AAAAACCAAAACUUGGUGUGAGAAGAACAGAACAAACAAGAAGCUGCAACUGCAAAAGAAUCAACUGAAGCCAUAACAUCAGCAUCUGAAAAUGAGACAGUUCGAUCCAUGGCCAGUUUUCUUCAAGAGAGAAUGGAAACGUACUUGGCCAUUCCUCGUUGGAUUCGCCGUCACCGGAGCUCUUGUCACCAAAUUCUCUCUUGGUCUUACCGAGGAAGAUGCUAAGAAUUCAAAAUUCGUUCAGCAUCACAAAAGGUAA